UGUAAAUAGUCAAUAGUUUUUGACAAUCAACACGUCUGUCAUUUAUAAGUUUUCUUUUUACAAAGUUUACGUUCCAAAAAAUUCCCGUUUCUUGAAAAAACAAGAAAUUUCGAAAUUAUAUUUCUUGACGAAAUAGAUAGUGUAUUAAUUACGUGAAGGAAAACAAAGAAAUUAAUAAAAUCUAAGUUGGAAAAGUGCAUUGCGAUUGUACAGUCUGAAGAAAAAAUGUACACGUGGUACAGUCGGUGUAAACAAUGAAAAAUUGUUUUUCAAAUUUUGAUCUUUUGAAGACAACGAAAACAAAAAAUUGUUAGAAUUUCUUGUUUUAGAAAUUUUUAAACUAAAGGAAAUAAAUUCUUUAAAGAAUUUAUAAUCAUGGGAAAUUCUGGAUUGAAACAACAUUACGAGACAGCAAAGAAAACAGGAACUUUAACGCUUUCAAAAAGAAAAUUAGAUGAAUUUCCACAAAAUUUACAAGAUUUAACACCAUUGCUACGUACAUUGGAUGUUUCGGAAAAUAAAUUUCUACAUCUUCCAUUGGAAAUAAAGGGUUUCACUUUACUCAAACAUUUAAAUAUCAGUCAUAAUAAAUUAUUGGAUUUACCCGAGGAAAUGGGUGCUUUAUUAAAACUCGAGAGUUUAAAUGCAAGUUCAAAUCAAUUAAAAUCAUUACCAUCAUCACUAUCGAAAUUAAUGAAUUUAAAACAAGUGAAUUUAUCCGACAAUAGUUUAACUGAAUUUCCCCUAAUGUUUUGUGGAUUAAAGCAUUUAGAUGUUUUGGAUGUAUCGAAAAACAAAUUAACACACGUUCCUGACGCAGUUUCAAGUCUACAUGUGACUGAACUUAAUUUAAAUCAAAAUCAUAUUUCAAUUAUUUCAAGUAAAUUGGCAAAUUGUAAAAGAUUAAAAACAUUGAGACUCGAGGAGAAUUGCCUGCAAAUAAAUUCAAUUCCAGCGACAAUUUUAAAAGAUUCGAAAAUUUCUGUUUUGGCCCUGGACGGAAAUCUUUUUGAAAUGAAACAAUUUGCUGACCUUGAUGGUUAUGAUAUGUACAUGGAACGUUAUACUGCUGUGAAAAAGAAAAUGUUCUAAAUUCAGAAAAAUAUAUUUUUCAAAUUUAUACUAAUUUUUAGAACAAAAUUUGUAUAAACGCAUAACAUACCUAUUUAUUUGUUAAUAAAUAAAUACUAUAAUAAUAACUGCAUAAAUAAUAUAAUAAUAACUGCAGAAAUUACACAAAAGUAUUGUAAACUUUUUAUCUUUUUGGAUAUUUCUAUCUUUAUAUAAAUUUCUAUCAAUUUAUUACUAUCCUCACGAACUCUAGAUGUUUUUUUAUUCUAUUGCUGGUUUUAUAGAAAAUAAUUGUAAUAUUAUAUUCCUAGACGAGUUUUAAUUAUAAAGUUCAUAUUGAACUGAUUUUAAUGAUUAUUUAUUAGAAAAUGCAAAAUGUGAAUAAUUAUCGCAAUGUAUAAAGUUAUGUAAAAAAUAAUGUAUUUCUCAAUGUCAGCAACAAAAUAUAUUUAUUUUUUCUUAUACAAAAA
Molecule: messenger RNA, 1541 nt
Organism: Leptopilina heterotoma
Lineage: Eukaryota; Metazoa; Arthropoda; Insecta; Hymenoptera; Figitidae
Product: leucine-rich repeat-containing protein 57
Exons: 2
Coding region: 376-1092 (238 amino acids)
Molecular function (GO): protein binding
Source: RefSeq, a predicted model, not a curated record